Messenger RNA from Propithecus coquereli (Coquerel's sifaka), 1704 nucleotides. It is a transcript of the gene PPP2R3B, whose product is annotated as protein phosphatase 2, regulatory subunit B'', beta. The record is from RefSeq and is a predicted model, not a curated record. Lineage: Eukaryota; Metazoa; Chordata; Mammalia; Primates; Indriidae. Bases 1 to 1704 code for a protein of 567 amino acids. Gene Ontology annotation, molecular function: calcium ion binding; protein phosphatase regulator activity. Gene Ontology annotation, biological process: protein dephosphorylation. The transcript has 13 exons. Gene Ontology annotation, cellular component: protein phosphatase type 2A complex.
AUGCCGCCCGGCAAGGUGCUGCAGCCGGUGCUGAAGAUGAAGGUGGACGAGCUGUUCCUGCGCUGGCUCAGCGAGUCGGGCACGCAGCUCAUGCUGCAGGAGUGGCCGGUCCCCACAGCGCCUGGCCGGCGACGCAUGGAGCGUGCUGAGCCUGGACGCCGCCUGGACUGUCCCGCCGGCCUGGUCCUGCCCCGAGAGCGCGGCGCCUGGCCCGGCCCCCGGAGGCCCAUGCGAGCCGACGGCAUGCGGCUCAGGGAGCUGUCCCUGCGCGGGGACCCCGACCUCAGGCAGGAGCUGGCCUCGCUGGCCCGCGGCUGUGACUUCGUGCUGCCCUCCCGGUUCAAGAAGCGGCUGAAGGCCUUCCAGCAGGUCCAGGUGCAGACGAAGAAGGAAGAGCCGCUGCCGCCCGCCGCGAGCCAAAGCAUUCCAGCCUUCUACUUCCCGCGGGGACGCCCGAAGGAGACGGUGAACGUGGACGCCGUCAUCGCGAAGAUCGAGAGGGCCUUUGCGCAGUUCCCCCACGAGAGGGCCACCAUGGAGAACAUGGGCCUCGUGGCCAAGGCCUGCGGCUGCCCGCUGUACUGGAAGGCGCCUCUCUUCUGCGGCGCCGGCGGAGAGCGCACGGGCUCCGUGUCUGUGCACAAGUUCGUCGCCAUGUGGAGAAAAGUCCUGCAUGGUUGCCACGACGAUGCCGCCAAGUUCGUCCACCUGCUCAUGAACCCCGGCUGCAACUACCUGGUGCAGGAGGACUUCGUCCCCUUCCUGCAGGUCAUCCAGAGGAUAUUCUACACGGUCAACAGGUCCUGGUCGGGGAGGAUCACCUGCGCGGAGCUGCGGAGGAGCACCUUCCUGCAGAACGUGGCCCUGCUGGAGGAGGAGGCGGACAUCAACCAGCUGACCGAGUACUUCUCCUACGAGCACUUCUACGUCAUCUACUGCAAGUUCUGGGAGCUGGACACGGACCAUGACCUGCUAAUCGACGCGCAGGACCUGGCGCGGCACAACGACCACGCCAUUUCUGCCAAGAUGAUCGACAGGAUCUUCUCGGGAGCGGUGACGCGAGGCAGAAAAGUACAGAAAGAAGGAAAAAUAAGCUACGCCGACUUUGUCUGGUUUUUGAUCUCUGAAGAAGACAAAAAGACCCCGACCAGCAUCGAGUACUGGUUCCGCUGCAUGGACCUGGACGGGGACGGGGCGCUGUCCAUGUUCGAGCUGGAGUACUUCUACGAGGAGCAGUGCCGGCGCCUGGACAGCAUGGCCAUCGAGGCCCUGCCCUUCCAGGACUGCCUGUGCCAGAUGCUGGACCUGGUCAAGCCCCGGAGCGAAGGGAAGAUCACGCUGCGCGACCUGAAGCAGUGCAAGCUCGCCAACGUCUUCUUCGACACGUUCUUCAACAUCGAGAAGUACCUGGACCACGAGCAGAAAGAGCAGGUCUGCCUGCUCAGGGAGAGCGACAGCGACGGCCCAGAGCUCUCGGACUGGGAGAAGUACGCGGCGGAAGAAUACGACAUCCUGGUGGCUGAGGAGGCUGCGGGAGAGCCGUGGGAGGACGGGUACGAUGCGGAGCUCAGCCCUGUGGACCAGAAGCUGAGCGCGCUGCGCACCCCGCUGGCGCAGAGGCCCUUCUUCGAGGCGCCGUCAGCCCUGAGCGCGGUCGACCUGUACGAGUACGCGUGUGCGGACGACGACCUGCAGCCGCUGUGA